GUCGCUGCAUGCUGCUCCUCCGCCCGCCGCUCCGCUGCGUCCGUGCCUUGUGCCGCCUGCCCGCGCCCGCGCUCAUGGACCUCGGGGAGGUCGUCUCAGCCCUCAGUAACUUCGCGUCCCUCUCCCUGGCCGAAAGCUGGGACAAUGUGGGGCUGCUGGUGGAGCCGAGCCCUCCCCACGCUGUGAACACCCUGUUCCUCACGAACGACCUCACCGAGCAGGUGAUGGAGGAGGCGGUGCAGAGGAAGGCAGAUCUGAUUCUUUCUUACCACCCUCCUAUAUUCACACCCCUCAAGCGAGUAACGUGGAAGACCUGGAAGGAGCGGCUGGUGGUGCGAGCCCUGGAGCACAGAAUCGGGAUUUACUCGCCGCAUACGGCGUACGAUGCCUUACCUCACGGGGUUAACAGCUGGCUAGCAAAGGGACUCGGUGCCUCUACUUCCAUCCCACUGCAUCCAUCGACUGCCCCAAGCUAUCCAGCUGAGAGCUCUCACCGGGUAGAAUUCCUCACAAGUACUGAGCAUCUGGACACAGUGCUGUCCAAAAUCAAAGAUAUCCAAGAGAUCUCUUGUCUCAUUACUCUCCCAGCCAGGGUUGAAGGUGAGGAGCAAACACGAGUCAGUUUGAACUGCUCUCAGAAAGCACUGUUGGAUGUGGUGGCAUUAUUGUCCCAGAACAGCCUUUAUCACAAGACUGAGAUUCUCUUACUGCAAAAGCCUCCUCUUCCCCAUACUGGAAUGGGACGUCUGUGCAUCCUGGACAAGCCAGUCUCCUUGUCAGACAUAAUCGAGCGUGUCAAAACCCACCUAAAACUACCCCACGUCCGCACAGCCCUGGGAGUGGGCAAGACACUAGAAUCACCAGUGAAGAAAGCUGCUCUGUGUGCUGGUUCUGGGAGCAGUGUCCUGAAGGGAACGGAGGCUGACCUCUAUCUCACAGGAGAGAUGUCCCACCAUGAUGUUCUGGAUGCAGUUCACAAUGGGAUAAGUGUUAUUCUGUGUGAGCACAGUAACACUGAGCGAGGCUUCUUGUCAGAGCUGCGUGACAUGCUUGCUAUCCACCUACACAACAAAAUCAACAUAAUUGUGUCUGAGAAAGAUAGAGAUCCUCUCCAGGUGGUAUAGGAGGAAAAAAUAGGAGUGAGACAAUUCAGGCAAGAGUUUCAUGGUAUCUUGCACAGACUGCAAGCUUAAUGAAGAUGCUUACAAUUGGUUCAGGAGAGAAUUACUGCAUUAUAUGGUCCCUCAAAGUUUGGGGUAUAUUUUGUCAUGUCAGAAAAAUAAAUGCUUGUUUUG
Messenger RNA from Acanthisitta chloris (rifleman), 1295 nucleotides. It is a transcript of the gene NIF3L1, whose product is annotated as NIF3 NGG1 interacting factor 3-like 1 (S. cerevisiae). The transcript is spliced from 6 exons. Gene Ontology annotation, cellular component: cytoplasm; mitochondrion. The record is from RefSeq and is a predicted model, not a curated record. Bases 9 to 1124 code for a protein of 371 amino acids. Lineage: Eukaryota; Metazoa; Chordata; Aves; Passeriformes; Acanthisittidae.